CCAUUAUAUAUUCUGCACCUCAUCCCAUCCUUGCCAAGUGCAGUAACAAGUCCAACAGCAGGCAAUAGAAGUAGAAACAGCAGUGAAUUUUGUAGCAGAGCCAGACUGAGGAGAUGGCAAGGAAGAGGAGGUGUACCGAUGGAGUAGAUGGGAAGGAGGACCCAGAUGGUGGUGCCACGAGGUGGGACGAGGCGACGGCUAUGGAGGCACUCGGAGAUGUCCGGCGUGCCCGAAAGCGCUUCGUCGGUGUACGGCAAAGACCAUCAGGUCGGUGGGUGGCAGAGAUCAAAGACACCAUACAGAAGAUUAGAAUGUGGCUUGGCACGUUUGAUACAGCUGAAGAAGCUGCCAGGGCCUACGAUGAGGCCGCCUGCCUUCUCCGUGGUGCCAAUACUCGCACCAACUUCUGGCCUUGCUCCUCUUUGCAGCCCUCGAAACCAUCAGUGUUGCCUUCCAAGAUCACCAACCUCCUCCUGAUGAGACUCAAGGCCAGAAACCACUCUGCCUUGGUCGAGAUGCAGCAGCAGCAGCAGCAGCCACAGCUACAACAACCAGGAGAAGAAGCACAUCGGCCACAAUAUGAAGAUGGCGCAGAGGAGGGGGACGACAUCCAUUUCGCAGACUUCUUAAACGAUCCAUCGAAUUCCAUGCUUCAUCUUUCUCAUGCAGAUUUAGGUGGUGCUGACUAUAUGCAUGACAGUAUCCAAGAGAGUUACACCUAUAAAGACGGCGAUCAUGUGGAUUUCACUUCGGACUAUGAACUGGGGGGAGCUGUUGAAUUUGGUGGCUGUGGAGAAGAUGAGGAGAGUCUUGACGUGGGCGUCAUGGACUUUGGUUUCAUGGAUGAGGUGCAGGAAUCAUCGUGCUUCUAUUCACCAUUUGAGAUCAUGGGUGAGAUCGAGGAGCCCAUAGAACAAGAGAGCUGUGUUGAUGAGCCGUCGAUGAUUAGAGCUGCAGUGAAGAGGAUGAAGUAUGAGAGGAAGAUCUCAGCAUCUCUGUAUGCUCUCAAUGGAAUAUCUGAGUACUUGAAGCUACAGCUCGGGGAAAGAAGGGGAGGAAGAAUGGAGGAUCAUCUCUCUGCUCUCACAAGUGCCUGCAGAGAACAGCAGCAAGGAUAUGAGAUGCAGUUGGUGGAAGGUGAAGGAGUCGAGGUAGAGGCAGAAAACUCUUCUUCAAGUUAUUCUUCCUCCUACAUCACCACCAUUUGCUCUUCCUCAUCAACAUCAUCAUCCCAAUCACCACCACCUUCUUCAGCUUUGAGUUCUGGCAGUGAAGGUGAAUUGUUCUUCUGGAGUUCUCUUGACCUCCCUCCAAUAUGAUCUGUCAAAUGGUUGGAAGACAACUUCAGCCUAUAAUAGUUCUUACCAUAAUGACAAUUUGAGUAAGCCAAAUUUGUAUUACCAUAAAAUAGAUGACUGUCUUAGGUUUCAGCAUAGCCAUCAAUUCUUCUGAUUACAAACAUUUGGAGUUCUUAAAUCUGCAUACAUUGUGUACAAAU
Messenger RNA from Musa acuminata subsp. malaccensis (wild Malaysian banana), 1498 nucleotides. RefSeq names its product ethylene-responsive transcription factor ERN1-like. Gene Ontology annotation, biological process: regulation of DNA-templated transcription. Gene Ontology annotation, molecular function: DNA binding; DNA-binding transcription factor activity. The record is from RefSeq and is a predicted model, not a curated record. Lineage: Eukaryota; Viridiplantae; Streptophyta; Magnoliopsida; Zingiberales; Musaceae.